Messenger RNA from Eremomyces bilateralis CBS 781.70, 1473 nucleotides. RefSeq names its product nagb/rpia/CoA transferase-like protein. The transcript is spliced from 4 exons. The record is from RefSeq and is a predicted model, not a curated record. Gene Ontology annotation, cellular component: eukaryotic translation initiation factor 2B complex. Gene Ontology annotation, molecular function: translation initiation factor activity; guanyl-nucleotide exchange factor activity. Gene Ontology annotation, biological process: translational initiation. Bases 1 to 1473 code for a protein of 490 amino acids. Lineage: Eukaryota; Fungi; Ascomycota; Dothideomycetes; Eremomycetales; Eremomycetaceae.
AUGGCCCGUACAGUUUCUAUGACUCCGGGCCUGGCCAGCUUCCUUAGGUCGCUCAAAAACGACCCGGUAGAAGCAUCAAUAGAGCACCUCAUUUCACUCCUCAAGCGACGUCAAAUCCACAAUUCCCGCCCUUGCGCCAUCGCAACCACCCAAUUGCUUCUCCAGGUGGUCGCCGAAUUCAAGGGAAAAGACAGCGACAUACUCAUCUCCCGCGUUCGACAUGUCGGGCAGAAACUCAUCACUGCGCAGCCGCGGGAAAUGGCGGUGGGCAAUAUCGUGCGUCGGGUGCUGGCCUUGAUCCGGGAAGUCAUCGAGGGCGACGAAGUCACGGAAGGGUCGCCAAUCAGCGAGUCUCCCUCGAGCAUACAACCGUUGUCAACGCCUCGUGAGCCUUCUCACCAUCCCGGUCUGCCUUCGAGCAUCUCCACAUCCAGUCCACUCGAUCAUUCAGGAGCUGGCCAUCCGAUCGAUUCCUCGCCUCAUCCCUCCGAGAGCAGCUCCGAAGCGAUUAGUUCCGUCCAUCGACCCGUUCUCACUGCCUCCCACACAUCGUACUCUACCGCCGCUCCCCUAGCGACCUCCCUCUUCGGCCUCUUCUCGCGCCCAGAGACUCCCUCUCCGGCGUCUACACCCCGGGGUUUCCAGUCACCUCGACAUGGAGACAAUCCGCCCGUGCCCAUCCACCAAUUGAAAGGCCUGACGAUCACCGACUUGCCCAAGCCGGUGCCCGAUGAUUUCAAGGCCGACGUUCUGGACGGAAUUCGCGAGAUACUCGACGAACUGGAUCAGGUCGACGACCAGAUUGCGAGCUAUGCCCUGGACCACAUCCACUCGAACGAAAUCAUACUGACGCAUAGCUCGUCGACGACGGUGCAAAAGUUUCUGCUGACGGCGGCGAAGAAGCGGAAGUUCACCGUUCUCCACGUCGAGUCAUUCCCCAAUGACCACAAGAACACGAGAGCGACGAUGGUCACGGGUCGGAAGAAUCAGGGACAGGCCGAGGAAGAAGAGGAUGUUGAUGAUCGAUUCAGCCCAUUGACGGCAGCGGGGAUCACCGUCGUGCUGAUUCCCGACUCCGCGGUUUUCGCCAUCAUGUCCCGGGUCAACAAGGUCAUUUUGGCGACACAUUCGGUCCUGGCGAACGGUGGACUCCUCGCAGCUGCGGGGGCUCACGCCAUUACCAAGGCUGCAAAGAUGCACCAGACGCCCGUCGUCGUUUUGAGCGGGGUCUACAAGCUUAGUCCCGUCUAUGCAUUGGACUUGGACGAACUGAUCGAAUACGGUGAUCCUGGCAAGGUCGUGAACUACGAUGACGGGGAGUUUGUGGAGAACGUAGACGUGGUCAAUCCGUUGUAUGAUCAUGUUCCACCGGACCUGGUGGACAUAUACAUCACCAACCUAGGACCUCACGCCCCGUCAUACCUUUACCGGAUAGUACAGGAUCACUAUCGAAAGGAGGAUAUCACCAUCUGA